CGCCAAGGCUACGACGACAAUGGUGGCGAGGAGCCCGAACGCCAAGCCGGACAGGCAGAAGGCUGCAGCCCUCGCCGCGGCUGCCGCGCUCAACCCGGCUCUCCUCAGGGAGACGCUCAAGAAGGUUGACCGAUGCAUGGCACGGCUGCAGGAGCUGCAGUACACGGUAGCCGGCGGCGCCAAGGUCGUCUCCGGCGUCAGUCUCAGCCCCCGCAGCACGCGCGGGUACCUCCGGACCAGCCUCCGGUGCAAGCAGGAGACCGUCAGGCAAGUGUUUUGGUUGUGUUCCCCCUCCGAAUUCGGCCCUAGAAGAUCCUUGGCUCACGCGUGCGAAUCUGUCUCUUACUCUGACUCUUGCCGGCGCAGGAUGAGGGGCGGCGCGUCGGCGCAGAAGAGGUCCCCAAGCGGCAAGUUCGGGGGCGGCGUCGGCGGAGAGGGCGCGCAGUGGCGACGAAUGUCGCUGCCGGCGAUGCUGCUCGGCGAGACCGUGCUAGAGAUCGUGCAGGCCAGCCAGUUCGCGCGGGACAUCGUGACGGCCGCCGGCGCUACGAAUCGGGAGCCCCCAAGGACCCCGAAACCGGCUCCCAGGACCAGGAAGCCGGCGGCGGGCGAGCCGACGCCUCUCCGCGCGCGGCGUGCCCGGGAGAAGCAGAGCCAUCGGGGUGGCGCCGCGACACGGGGCGCCGACGCCGCCACGCCGCCGUCGCGCAGCCGCGUGCGGUCCCGGAUCCAGUUCAAGCCCGUGUCGCCGGUCGCCGUCGGCCGGCCGUCCGUGUCCGCCAACCGCGUCUCCCCCAAGAACCGGCCGUGGGCAAAGAAGGCGGUGAUGUUCCCGAACCCCACGUUCCACGCCUCCACCUCUGCCGCCACCGACCCGUGCGCGACGCCGUCGCCUUCCAAGAAGCAGAAGCGGCUCUACAAGACGCGGUCCCCGGUCGCGGCCCGGCAGACGCCGCACAAGUUCCUGGUCAAGUCGCCACCGAGCGCGCUGGGAUCGAAGCUCAGGAUGCACGGGAAGGCCCUGCCCGCGAGACCCGCCGCCGUGUCACCGCCGCCGCCCGUGAAGGCGCAGGCAUCACCUGCAAAAACGCGGCGCUGCUCGUUCUCGCCGUCGAGGUUGGCGACAAGGCUCAUGUCGCCUAUCAAAGCGAGGCUGUCGCUGGGCAGGAGCAGGGACAGCGGCGUCGGUGUCGGCGGUGGCCCGAUGAGCGGGCUGAAGCAGCGGCCAGGUGUUAGCUUGACGGUGCGGACGGUGUCGAGCAAGAUAUCAUCGAGGUGAUGAUCUUCGUUUGUCUUCGGCGUCAUGUGAAGACGAGAGGGGGUACAGAUUGCAGAGAAGAGAAUUGCGUUGAUCUUCUUCAGAAAUAAGAUAUUCUCUGCUGGGAAAGCCUCCUGUCUUGGGGUGCUUGUACACACACUCGUUACGGUUAUAUGUAAUUUUCGUUGAUCCUUGGUGAUAAUACAGGGGUGGUCUCCUCGACCCUAUAAUCGAAAGGCAAUACACUUGAUCUGC
Messenger RNA from Zea mays, 1513 nucleotides. RefSeq names its product tangled 1. Bases 20 to 1279 code for a protein of 419 amino acids. Gene Ontology annotation, molecular function: microtubule binding. Gene Ontology annotation, cellular component: microtubule associated complex; preprophase band. NCBI's taxonomy places the organism in Eukaryota, Viridiplantae, Streptophyta, Magnoliopsida, Poales, Poaceae. Gene Ontology annotation, biological process: regulation of phragmoplast microtubule organization; cytokinesis by cell plate formation. The record is from RefSeq and is marked validated. The transcript has 2 exons.